AUGGGAGGCAAGAAGAACGCUGGUGAGAACACCAAGAAGGUGGCUGGCAACGCAAAGAAGGCCGAAGCUGCCGCCAAGAAGUCUGCGGUCGAAGCACAAAAGAAAGAAGCCGCUGAAGCUGCCGACUGGGACAGAGGCUCCAAGAACAACUCCAAGAAGGAGGCCGAGGCCGCCAAACGCGAGGAGCAAGCCCGAAAGAAGGCUGAGAAGGCUGCCCUGGAAGCCGAAGACGAGAAAAACGCCCCCAGCAAGGGUGGCCCGAAGAACGCAAAGACGGCGACCAAGAAGACUGGCCGCGGAACACUCGACCUGUCGCAACUCGACUCAGCCCUACCCACGCUCAACGCCUCUGGUAUCGACAACGCCCUUGACGCGCUCGGUGUCGCCGGAAAUUCCAAAGUCGACAUCGACCGGCAUCCGGAACGUCGUUUCAAGGCUGCAUUUGCCGCUUUCGAAGAGCGAAGACUUGAGGAAAUGGAGAAGGAUGGCAGUGGUGUUGGCCUACGUCUAAACCAGAAGAAGGAUAGAAUCCGCAAGGAGUUUGAAAAGUCCCCGGAAAACCCUUUCAACCAAGUUACCGCACAGUACAAUGCUACACGCGAAGGCUUGAGCGAUAUCCGCCAGAAGGAAUCCAGCAAGAUCGAGUCCAGACUCGGCUCGAAAUAG
Pestalotiopsis fici W106-1 is the source of this 666-nucleotide messenger RNA. RefSeq lists its product as uncharacterized. Gene Ontology annotation, biological process: transcription by RNA polymerase II. Bases 1 to 666 code for a protein of 221 amino acids. The record is from RefSeq and is a predicted model, not a curated record. The transcript is spliced from 2 exons. Gene Ontology annotation, cellular component: nucleus. NCBI's taxonomy places the organism in Eukaryota, Fungi, Ascomycota, Sordariomycetes, Amphisphaeriales, Sporocadaceae. Gene Ontology annotation, molecular function: transcription coactivator activity.